GAAAGAUAUAGUUGAAUAUAUUAAGAGUAAAACGCAAAUAGAAGUUACUUUAACGAAAAUUCUACCAAAAACAAAAAGAGGUUAUGAUUCGUACGUUUUCUAUGUGGACAGUUUUAAAAUGUCGUUAUUUCUUAAUGAUGAAAUAUGGCCUGAAGGUAUAUGCUUUAGAAAAUAUGUUGUAUUUAAUAAGAAAGACAGCGGUGUAGCUGUUAAGAACGGGUCUCAAUAAUAAAUUAUUUAGUAUGUAUAGUUCAGUUAAGAGUAAUAUAACAACUUUUGCGUCGUUUAACUGUAAGUGCUUUAAAAGGUCGAUUGAUCUAAUAAGGAAUCUUUGUAAGACAGCCGAUGUGGUGGCACUUCAGGAGACAUGGCUUCUGCCUCACGAUCUGCCUCUUGUCGGAACGGUCAGUGAAAGUUUCGAGUAUACAUGUAAAUCAGCAGUUGACACGUCUGUAGGUAUUCGCAAAGGUAGGCCUUUUGGCGGUGUAGCUUUGUUGUGGCGCAAGGGCAUUUUUGACGCUGUUGCAGUGUUAAAUUGUAACAGUGUAAGGUUAGCGGCAAUUAGGGUCACCAUUGAGAAGAGGUCAGUAAUCAUUUUUUCUAUAUAUAUGCCCAACGACGACAGUACGGUCGUUAGUAAUACUGAGUUUGUGGGUUGUUUAGCCGAAAUAGACGCCAUCAUAGAAAAUAAUGACGUGCAUGAUGUCCUUAUGCUGGGUGACUUUAAUGCGCAUCCACAUACACAGUUCUGGAUGAAAUUACAACAAUAUUGUGGCGAUAGGUAUUGGAAAUGUGCGGAUACUGAAUUUCUUGGGCUGGACUCUGGCACCAUAACUUUUAUAAGUGACAUAGAUGGUAGUAGGAGAUGGUUGGACCAUUGUGUUGUAACUCGAUCUGCAUGGAAUACCGUAUUUGAUAUCAAGGUUGAGAAUGACGUGCAGUGGUCUGAUCAUUUUCCGCUUAUUAUAAGGUGUAAACUGGGGGCGAUGGUUCCGAAAAUGACAUGUGAGGUUAAGACGCCUAACAGAGUGUUAUGGCGUACCAGGUCGAAUGCACAAAUAACACAGUACUUUAAUAUCUGUAAUAGCGUAUUAGAAGACAUUCAUAUGCCGGAGAUUUUUACUCGGUGUACCGAGCAGAUGUGUACAAAUAGCAGUCAUCAGCGUGCUUUAGAUGAACUGUAUAGAGUAGUAGUCUGCGCUCUUAGUGAUGCCGCCAUUAAGUCACACGACACUGGUGUACGGAGCGUAAGAAGACCUGUUAUUGGGUGGAAUAACUAUGUGCGCGAAGCUCAUGGGGAGGCCCGGCUUAAAUUUCAAACCUGGCUAUUAAACAACAAACCAGUUAAUGGUAAAAUCUGGGAUGACAUGCGUGACAGUAGAAAGAUUUUCAAAAGUAGGCUACGAUGGUGUCAGAGCCAUCAGGAGCAAAUAAAAAUGGAUAUUGUUGCCUCUCAUCGUGCGUCCAAAAAGUUUAGCCAGUUUUGGAGAGCAACAAACAGUUUGAAUGUUAGGCCGGGUCGACCAAUGAGUGUAGGUAGUUGUACUGAAGCCAAGGAGAUCGCAGACCUAUUUAAAAACCACUUUAAGGUUUCCUCGACGCUGGGCUCGGUGGAUCGGAUGAUCGAUGCGAGGGUAGACGUGGCCGGAGGCUUGCCUUUGCGUUUCUCAGCUACGCAGGUGGCUUCGGUUAUAAAGGGCAUGACCAGAGGGAAGUCUCCGGGGCAUGAUGGGCUCAGCGUCGAGCAUUUGAAGCACGCUGGGGUACAUCUUCCCAGAGUAUUAUCCUUGUUUUAUUCUUUAUGUAUAUCUCACUCAUACCUCCCCGCAGAAAUGAUGAGAACGGUAGUGGUUCCACUCAUAAAGAAUAAAACAGGCGAUAUUUCGGACGUUGAUAAUUAUAGACCGAUCUCCUUGGCAACGGUGAUGGCAAAGGUGUUGGAUUGUCUGCUGGACUCAAGUUUGGAUCAAUUUAUCAAUCUUCAUGACGCUCAAUUUGGGUUUCGGCCUAAAUUAUCUACCGAAAGCGCCAUCUUGUGUCUAAAGCAGACUGUCCAAUACUACUCAUGCAGAAAGACACCUGUAUACGCUUGCUUUCUGGAUCUUUCUAAGGCAUUUGACCUGGUAUGCUAUGACCUUCUAUGGGAUAAGCUUCGAGGGACGGGCGUACCGGAAGAAAUUAUAGCGUUAUUGCGUUAUUGGUAUUGCCAUCAGGACAAUAAUGUCAAAUGGGGUGAGACGUUGUCUGACACGUACAGGUUGGAAUGCGGGGUGAGACAAGGGGGAAUUACCUCACCGAAACUUUUCAACCUGUACGUAAACGAGCUGAUCGUGAGACUCAGUGGCAGACCAGUCGGCUGCUGGAUAGAUGGAUUACCCGUCAAUAAUUUUAGUUACGCAGACGAUAUGGUGCUGCUGGGUCCCUCGGCCGGCUCUGUCAGGCAGCUUCUUGACAUUUGUGUUAAGUACUGCGGCGAUCACGGCCUGGUUUAUAACGCCAAAAAAAGUGAAUACAUGAUCUUUGAGGCCCGAGGAAAUAAUGUCACCUACGAGCCUGUUAUAAAAUUGAAAGACGUACCUCUAAAAAGAGUGAAACUAUUUAAAUACCUAGGGCAUUAUAUUUCCGAAGACCUCAAAGAUCAUGCCGACAUUGAGCGUGAGCGACGAGCGCUAGCUGCUAAAUGUAACAUGCUGGCCCACAGAUUUGCGCGUUGUAGCAACGAGGCCAAGUUAACAUUAUUCAAGGCUUACUGCCAAACGUUCUACACGUGCGCUCUGUGGGCCAGAUACUCUAAGAAAGUACUGGACACGCUCCGUGUCCAAUACAAUAAUGGAUUCAGGGUGUUGUUGGGAUUGCCGCGAUAUUGCAGUGCAUCGGGCAUGUUCGCAGACAUGCGGACAGACGAUUUCUGGGGCAUGUUGAGAAAAAAGACCGCAUCCCUUCUGCUCAGAAUGCGUGGCAGUUCCAACAGCAUUCUGAAAAUGUUUGCGCACAAAACAGCGGAACCCAUGCUUGAGCAUUUUGUUGACGUGCUGGUGUGGCAAGCCACACCUACGCCUAGAUAA
Molecule: messenger RNA, 3065 nt
Organism: Hyposmocoma kahamanoa
Lineage: Eukaryota; Metazoa; Arthropoda; Insecta; Lepidoptera; Cosmopterigidae
Exons: 1
Coding region: 243-3065 (940 amino acids)
Molecular function (GO): catalytic activity
Source: RefSeq, a predicted model, not a curated record